Messenger RNA from Mus musculus (house mouse), 2901 nucleotides. It is a transcript of the gene Galk2, whose product is annotated as galactokinase 2. Lineage: Eukaryota; Metazoa; Chordata; Mammalia; Rodentia; Muridae. The transcript has 10 exons. Gene Ontology annotation, molecular function: phosphotransferase activity, alcohol group as acceptor; N-acetylgalactosamine kinase activity; galactokinase activity. Gene Ontology annotation, cellular component: cytoplasm. Gene Ontology annotation, biological process: galactose metabolic process; carbohydrate metabolic process; purine-containing compound metabolic process. Bases 1328 to 2443 code for a protein of 371 amino acids. The record is from RefSeq and is a predicted model, not a curated record.
AACCUUAUGUCCUUCCAUCAGAAAGAGUGGGGAGACUUUUUGUGCGUACAUUUUAUACAGAGAAAAGCUAGCUGAGAGCCAGAAGUCAAAGAAGGUCUUGUGAAUCUAUUCUCUCUGUACAUGACUUCAGACACGAUGCUUUGCGGGCUAGCCUUGACUUCCCUGUUAUUUGUAAGCCAAAUAAACCUUUCCUUCUCAGUGGGCAGGGCAUCUGUCAGGGCAUAUUGUCACAGCAAAAGAAAAGUAAUUCAUGAGCUGUGUGAACUCCACCUCAGUCAUUCACUCAGUUGUGCCUGUGUUUUGAGAACCAGUCUGCCAGGCAGUGUGUCAGGUGCUGAGGACAGUGCUCCUGCCCUCGAGUUGGUUGCUUAUAGUUGGUAGUGAUGGUGAGGCAACAGCUAGAUGGACAGUACGUGCACAAGAAAAGAAGUAUUCAGGGUGACUUUUCUUAGCCCAGCACAGUAAUGGGGGAGUUGUGCUGGAGAUGGUAUGCUUUUAAUAGGGUCUCGGGUUUCCUUAGGUAACAGAAAAAUGAGGGGUGAACUGGAUACCGAAUGAAAAAAUGAGGGCAUGACUGGCUAGGUAUGGUUGAGGAGAAGGUUUCUUAUAGUUGUGACAGAGAAAACAGCCAGAGACAUCUGGAAGGGGAGGGGGGUUCAGACUAAACAUGGUACUGCCACCUCUCUCUCUCUCUCUUUCUCUCUCUCUCUCUCUCUCUCUCUCUCUCUCUCUCUCUGUGUGUGUGUGUGAGAACCACAGAUGGUGGGUGGGACUUGUUCCAGGUUUCUUUGAGGCCUAACAGAUGCUAAAGGUUUCUUCUCAUCAUUAGUGGUGUCUUAUGAAGGCCUACCUAUGCUUGCAUCCUAGAAGGAAGAGCAAAGAUAUUCACAUCUAUUUUAUGUUGCUUGCUUUGGAAAUAAAUUUGAAUAAGAAGCAAUAGGUGAUCAUUUUAUGGUCUUUGGCACAUAUCUGCUGAACAUUAAGGAAGAAAAAAAUGUCAAAUUAAAAAAAAAAAAGACUGAGAGGGAUCAGAGGAAAGGUAUGGAUGGGUCUUCAACUGGGGCUGUACUCAGCCACAUCAGGGCAAAGAAAAACCUGGUCAAUCGGCCUUGCUGCUUACCCAGCGAAAGGUGGUGGCCACGGUUGACAGCUGUUGCCUGGAGAGGGGGGAGGAGGAGCUGGGGGCGGGACAGCCUGAAAGGCAGCCACUUCUGCGGACCUGCAGGAUUUCCGCUGAGAUCCCGGAAGAAAGCCAUUCCUGCCACUUUAAUCUCGUGAUGCUUAGCUGUGCUGCACUUCUGGAAACUGCAGAGGGAUCUAGCAAAAUAUGGCUGCGGAGGACCCUGCCACUCGACGAGUCCAGGUGGCAGAACAUCCCAGAUUGCUGAAGCUAAAAGAGAUGUUUAACUCUAAAUUUGGGUCCACACCCAAGUUUUAUGUUCGAGCCCCAGGAAGAGUCAACAUAAUAGGUGAGCACAUAGAUUACUGUGGAUAUUCCGUUAUUCCCAUGGCUGUGGAACAAGACAUGUUAAUAGCUGUGGAACCUGUGAAAACACACACUCUCCAACUGGCUAAUACAGACCCCUUGUAUCCAGACUUCAGUACUACAGCUAAUAACAUCUGUAUCGACAAGACCAAACCUCUAUGGCACAACUACUUCUUGUGUGGCUUUAAGGGAAUUCAGGAACACUUUGGCCUUAGUAAGCUGCCUGGAAUGAAUUGCCUGGUAGAUGGAAAUAUACCCCCGAGUUCGGGCCUCUCCAGCUCCAGUGCUCUGGUUUGCUGUGCUGGGUUAGUGACUCUCACGGUGCUGGGACUGAGACUUUCCAAGGUGGAACUUGCAGAAAUCUGUGCCAAGAGUGAGCGCUACAUAGGCACUGAAGGUGGCGGCAUGGACCAGUCCAUAUCAUUCCUUGCAGAAGAAGGAACUGCCAAGUUAAUAGAAUUUAGCCCUCUGAGAGCGACUAAUGUGAAGCUCCCCAGUGGGGCAGUCUUUGUGAUUGCCAACAGCUGCAUGGAAAUGAACAAGGCGGCCACUUCACAUUUCAAUGUCAGGGUGAUGGAGUGUCGACUGGCGGCAAAGGUCCUUGCUAAACACAAAGGCUUGCAAUGGGAUAAUGUCCUGCGGCUAGAGGAAGUGCAAAGCAAACUCGGGAUUAGUCUGGAAGAGAUGCUGUUGGUCACAGAGGAUGCCCUUCAUCCUGAACCCUACAGCCGGGAGGAGAUCUGCAGGUGCCUGGGAAUUAGCCUCGAGAGACUCCGCACCCAAAUCCUGACUCCAAAUACUCAAGAUGAACUCACCUUUAAGCUCUACCAGCGGGCCAAGCACGUGUACAGUGAGGCUGCACGCGUGCUGCAGUUUAAGCAGGAAGUUUGGGGCCAAAGGCUCACGACUUACUGGAGCAGGAUGGGGAGGCUGCACUGUGUCCCUCGUGCCCGCUGACAUGCUGUCCAGCUUUCUCGCCAGUGUGCACGAAGCUUAUUACCAGGGGAACACAUCCCGCCUGGCUCAGGAGAAGCAUAGCUUGUUUGCCACCAAGCCUGGAGGCGGGGCCUUGGUUUUCCGUGAGGUCUAAACAAUGUCAAACAUCUCAGAGAAACUAUUUUGGGUAUUAAGGAGCUGGCGGGGCUUCCUGUGCCACAGUAAAUCAGCUCUUUUUCUGUUUUGUGUUGUGAGGUACGUUUGCUAUUAUCAAGAUGCAUUUCUAAAGAAAUGGUGAAAGCUAGACUUCAUAAUGACCACUUUUCUUUCUUACAUGUAUUUUUAUGAAUCAGAGACAAGGAUAUGCUUAGAUAGACCUUUGAGGUAUGAUUAAGAUUUAUUGAUAUGAAGAUUUAAAAGAUGAACAGCAAAAUGUACUUUUAAUUGAACACUGCUCCAAUUAAACUGAUACAACUGAA